Molecule: messenger RNA, 1251 nt
Organism: Diaporthe amygdali
Lineage: Eukaryota; Fungi; Ascomycota; Sordariomycetes; Diaporthales; Diaporthaceae
Exons: 1
Coding region: 1-1251 (416 amino acids)
Source: RefSeq, a predicted model, not a curated record
AUGUAUGUCCCUCUGGGUGUCCAGGCUCAAUUCUGGUUCCGGCCUCGUGUGGAACUGGACAGUAGGCUUGGUCCCUCUCCCUCCCUCCAAGCCCUCAAGGUCGUCCGCGAGACGAACAAGAAACACCUCAGAUUCCUUGCCCAGCACGAGCAAGAACUGCUGCGGCGAAUCGAUCCCGAAGAUGCCAACCAUAUUUACAUGCAGCUCGGCCUCAAGCGACCUGAGCCAGGCGAAGAUCCCUGCUCCGAGUUCAGCAACAAGGACCCUGAGCCGUACCGUCGUGGCGACCUUGAACCCAUCACAGUGGUCGGCCUUCGCAGCCAUCAUCACCCGGUCGCUGAGGUCCAGGCACAGUCAUUCUCAACCUGGUUGAGUAUGAGGGAUCAAUACUACGCGGACCAGCAACAGGCGGCAACUGCGAAUGUGUCGAGCUGGGUCGUGCAAACCGACGAUGCCUUUUCAGAGACUGGAUCUUGGUCUACCCACGAGGCUCCUGACAGUGAAUGGUCAGCCGGUUCCUGCGCCUCCGCCUCUGGCUCUGGCUCUGGCUCCGAAUGGUGCGACGAUGAUGUUCAGUGGGAUCUUCAGGGCAGCAACUGGUCAGAUGAAGGAGAUACAAACUCUCAUGCCGAGGAACGUUCUGACCAGGUCCGUGACCAGGUCCCAGCCUUAUCUGAACAUGACCACUGGACUUCUGGACUUCCAACACCCCCUCCCUCGGACUCGUCCAGUCUUCCGUCCUCACCUGUGCUCUCGAAAAGCCAGAUGACACCCGAGACUGCUACCAUCGACGCCAACGAAUCCGCCGACUCGGCCUCGGAGGGAUCAGACAUCACCGCCAUAGAAGAGCUUACCCAGGUGCUCAACGAUAGAAAGAUCAUGGAGACCUUCCUCGACGGGAUUGCGAGGCGGAUUAAGGAUUACUGCAUGAGCAAGUCCGAGAAGGAGGCGGAGAAGGCAGCCGAGCGCCAGAGAUACGGACCUGUCCGCCAGAGGAGACAGAAGCAGCGAGAGCAGGAGAGAGGAGACCCAAAGCGUGGCGUACGCUUUCGUCGCAAUCUCACCAUGCUGCCCGAGCAGACCAAGCUACACAGACCUGAGGAGGCCUGCCGGGAGUACUUCGAAACUCACUUCCAGAUGACCCAUGUCUACGAGGAUGAGGUUGGCCAGGUGCAUGCUGAGCCAGUCGCCACCGAAGGACUGCCGCGCGAGAACCAGUAUGAGUGGAUGAAGGGCCAUCGGGAGCUGUAG